Molecule: messenger RNA, 678 nt
Organism: Aspergillus bombycis
Lineage: Eukaryota; Fungi; Ascomycota; Eurotiomycetes; Eurotiales; Aspergillaceae
Exons: 4
Coding region: 1-678 (225 amino acids)
Source: RefSeq, a predicted model, not a curated record
AUGGAAAUCGAUUUAUCAGCGAUAGAGUAUGUUGAGCACAUUAGAAGCUCGGAGUGGUCAUGUAUUUUCCGCACACGCUGGCGCGACAGAGACUGUAUUCUCAAAGUGUACCACAGUAUUAAACCAUCUCAUGCCGACCCGAUAGACCGCGAAGUCGAUAUCUUUAAAUGCGAAAGCAAAGCCUAUAUUCGACUCAAGGCUCGUGGUCUAUGUGACAAAGGAUAUAUCCCUGAUUUCUACGGUCUGAUAAAGCAAAUCAACCCAGUGGAAUGGUCACCACACUUGACAAAGUUUCUCGAAGAUCGGUUACCUCCCAAUGCUGUUCUGCUUGAAUAUGUCCCGGAUCUUCAGCAGAUUGAUUUAUCUACAUUUUCGAUAGACAGGAUCUACAGACUCCGUCGGAUUCUCUCGGAGAUACAUGACGCGGGAGUUUAUCAUGGUGAUCCAUAUCCACGAAAUAUAAUGGUUCAGCAAAGCUCCGAUAGGGUUCUGUGGAUCGAUUUUGAUCGUGCCCAAACUUUCUUUCAAGACUCAAUCACAGAUCUCCAACGGCAAUGGCUGGAGGGCGAAAUUGAAUUGGUGGACUAUUUUGUCGAUGCUCUUGCCGCAGACUUUAAGGAGGGCAAGCUCCAUCGUGCAUGGUCGGCUUAUUAUGAAGGCGUUUAUCAAGGUUCUUGA